Penicillium chermesinum is the source of this 729-nucleotide messenger RNA. Its product is annotated as pyridoxamine 5'-phosphate oxidase family protein. The coding region runs from base 1 to 729 and encodes 242 amino acids. Gene Ontology annotation, cellular component: cytoplasm; nucleus. The transcript has 2 exons. The record is from RefSeq and is a predicted model, not a curated record. Lineage: Eukaryota; Fungi; Ascomycota; Eurotiomycetes; Eurotiales; Aspergillaceae.
AUGGCUGAAUCACUCAAUCCUCCUCUCUCUUACGAGCCCUCUGCGACCACGACCCACAUCCAUGAGGCCACAUCCCUGCCAUCCGAAGUGGUGUCUUGCCUGAAGAACUCCCGUUUUCUUCAUCUUGCAACAUGUGAUAACCUCACUCCUCACAUCUCCCUGAUGUCUUACACCUAUCUCCCCUCCACUCCAUUCGACCCGUACCCGACCAUCAUCAUGACCACGAACCCCUCCUCACGAAAGACGAACAACCUGCUUUGCAACCCUCGUGUCUCCCUCCUAGUCCACGACUGGGUCUCCCAUCGCCCACCCACCCGAGCUCCAAACCCCCACGGAGAACGUGACGGCUCACCACCCCCCGCUGCAAGCCGGUCAUCACUCGCCAGCCUGCUCCUCAAUCUGAACACGAGUGCUCUCUCCAGUAUCUCCACGACCAUCACAGGUACUGCCCGCUUCCUCGAGCAAGGCUCUGAAGAAGAGGCUUGGUGCAAGGAGCGCCACCUAGAGAAUAAUACUUUUGAAGAGGAGGAGAUCAACCUCUUUGGUCGGCAGCAGAGCCAUGAUCCUUCUCAGCGCCGACCAAGCAUGGCCAUUGACAGUGAUGUCCGUGUAGUCACAGUGCAGGUGCGCGAGGGUCGCAUUGCGGACUGGAAGGGUGGUGUGCGUGACUGGAUCCUGCUUCCUCCCGCAGAUCCUCACGCAGGACUCGUCAAUGGCAUCUCUUCAUAG